UAGAAAGCUGUGCGGCUGCUGCGAAUUUCUCUCUCAGUCUCGGUGCUGGUGUGUGUCCUUUCUCUCUAGCUUUAAGCACGCACGGCUGCAGCAAUGGCCUUGCUAAAAUCGAGCAAGCUUCUUUCUGGCGUUGGGUCGUACAGCCCAGCUCUUGGAGUGUUACCUCUUCGCGCAAGCUCAUGGUGGUCUGAGGUACAGAUGGGCCCACCUGACCCCAUCCUUGGGGUGACUGAGGCUUUCAAACGUGAUUCCAACCCCAAGAAGAUGAACCUUGGAGUGGGAGCGUAUCGUGAUGACCAGGGAAAACCCUAUGUUCUUAACUGCGUCCGCAAGGCUGAGGCUUUGAUUGCUGCUAAGAAGCUGGAUAAAGAGUACCUUGCCAUUGGAGGACUGGCAGAUUUCAAUAAGGCCUGUGCUCAGCUGGCUUUAGGACCAGACAGUGAAGUCCUGAAGAGUGGCAGAAGCAUCACUGUUCAGACCAUUUCAGGAACUGGAUCUUUGCGUGUUGGAGCCAAUUUCCUUUCACGGUUCCACACUUCCGUACGUGAUGUGUACCUGCCUAAGCCUUCAUGGGGUAACCACACACCCAUCUUCAGGGAUGCAGGCAUGCAGCUGAAGGCUUACACCUACUACGACCCCAAGACCUGUGGCUUUGACUUCAGUGGAGCCAUUAAUGACGUUUCAAAAAUCCCAGAGAAAAGUGUGAUUGUCCUGCAUGCUUGUGCUCACAACCCCACUGGAGUAGACCCAAGACCAGAUCAGUGGAAAGAGAUGGCUGAUGUGAUAAAGAAAAGAAAUCUGUUGGUGUUCUUCGACAUGGCCUACCAGGGCUUUGCCAGUGGUGACAUUGAUCGGGAUGCUUGGGCUGUACGCUAUUUUAUUGAACAAGGCCACAAUGUUGUUCUCUCUCAGUCUUUUGCUAAGAACAUGGGACUGUAUGGUGAACGUGUAGGAGGAUUUACUGUUGUGUGUAAGGAUGCUGAAGAGGCCAAGCGAGUGGAAUCCCAGCUAAAGAUUCUCAUCCGUCCGAUUUACUCCAACCCCCCCAUGAAUGGUGCUCGGAUUGCUGCAACAAUCCUUAAUACCCCUGAACUCUACAAGGAGUGGUUGGUUGAGGUGAAGAGCAUGGCAGACCGCAUAAUUAAGAUGAGGGAGAUGCUUGUGUCAAACCUUAAAAAGGAGGGCUCCACUCACAACUGGCAGCAUGUCAUUGACCAGAUUGGCAUGUUCUGCUUCACUGGCCUCAAGCCUGAACAGGUGGAACGUCUAAUUAAUGAGUACUCUGUCUACAUGACAAAGGAUGGACGUAUCUCUGUGGCAGGUGUCACCUCCGGAAAUGUGGCCUACCUUGCCCAUGCCAUCCAUGCUGUUACCAAGUGAAUCCAUUGUAGAUAUUGUAUACUGUAGUGACCUUCAACUUGCACAAAAAAUGUCUCCCUUCAUUUAACUUGGGCUUUAGCCUGGAAGGGUGCUAAGUAGAACUAUCCCCUUUGUUCUCAGCUCAUCUUAAUUGGAAUUAGUGUUUACCUGUGACCUGGAGAAAUUAAAGAACAAAAGCCUUGCACUUGUGAAUUUGCCUUUGACUUGUGAUUAAGAUUAAACUAUACUAAUAUAAUGUGGUUUCCAAAGACUACAGUUUCUCAGAGGCCCUGGUUUUACUCUGGCUAUAAUUUCCUAUAUUUAAGUUAGUAACCGUUUGUCUGAAAAUUUGUAAAUAGAAUAUUUUAAUUCCAAAGCACUUAAAAUAUAUUUGGACAAUUGCAAUAAUUUGAGCCAUCAGAUUACACUAUUUAUGGUAAUGCAAAUUUGUACCACUUAAUUUGCAAACUGUUACAGACCUUUUAAACCGAUAAUUGGAUGUCCUUCGUCCCAAAAAAGUUCGUGAAAUUUUUAGUUAUUAUAAGAAAUAAAAGCACUUUAUAGAGGAGUUUAGAGUGAGGGAAGCAAAAUUGCUAACCUGAUUAAUGUAGCUCAUUGGUCUUAAGCUACAUUAAAACUGAUAUUGUCAUAUAAUCAACAAUUUAGCACACCAGAAAAAAAAAUUCUAUUAUCAUUGCUUUUGCAUGUGUGAGCUACUGGUGAAUGUAAACUUAUUGUAGGUUCUAUGGCUUUGAAUGGAUGACGAAGUAUGGUUCAUAAUAGUGUGUCUGAACCAGUUCAGAUUUAUUCACUGGGUUGUAUAAAUCCAAUUGAACACAGUUUAGUAACCAAAAAAAAUAAAAUAAAAAAUUCUCCACUUUUAAAUAUGUAAAACAACUACUGGUCGCAUACUGUAAACAAAUAAAGAUGAGCUUGUCAAGU
Messenger RNA from Clarias gariepinus (North African catfish), 2301 nucleotides. It is a transcript of the gene got2a, whose product is annotated as glutamic-oxaloacetic transaminase 2a, mitochondrial. The record is from RefSeq and is a predicted model, not a curated record. NCBI's taxonomy places the organism in Eukaryota, Metazoa, Chordata, Actinopteri, Siluriformes, Clariidae. The transcript is spliced from 10 exons. Gene Ontology annotation, cellular component: mitochondrion. Bases 94 to 1380 code for a protein of 428 amino acids. Gene Ontology annotation, biological process: biosynthetic process; L-aspartate catabolic process. Gene Ontology annotation, molecular function: L-aspartate:2-oxoglutarate transaminase activity; pyridoxal phosphate binding.